AUGGCAAACUUCAACAAGAACGCAGCCUUUGCAGUUUUGAUGUGUCUGCAGCUACUCUUAGGUGCUACUGAAGCCCAAAACAACCAAGAUUGCUGCCUUUCUUAUACCAAGGUUCCUCUGCCUCGAAGAACUAUUACAGGAUUCACAGAACAACUUUCUAGUGAAGUCUGUGAUAUCAAUGCUAUCAUUUUUUACACACGGAAAGGAUUACGUGCUUGCGCAAACCCUAAAGACCGUUGGGUGAAGAAGCAGCUCCACUGGCUGGGUGAAAAGCUCAAGAAGUUGUCACACUUAAACUAUAUUUGAAAUGAAGCUAGAAGCCAGGACAAAGCCAGAAUAAAGAACCUAACAUAGGUUGGAAUUGUGUCUCUACAUGCGUUUGAGUGCUUGGUGUCUUUGAACCCCUGGAUUCUCUGGAACCUCAAAAACGUGUUGCAUCAAAUACUUGCUUGAAUGAAGCAUCCCAUAUAAGUUGCUCUCUUCAUUUCUAUCAGUUCACAUGUUGUGACUGAUAAAUAUUAAAUUGUAUUGUAAAUAAUAUUUACCUAACUGGUUAUAGGGCACAUUCUGUCUGUCAGAGGAAGCGUCCUGUAAUGUGCAUCACCAGCUACCACCACUAUUGCUGCAACAGUGGAUAGCCUUUUUUAAAAGUUCAUAUAUUAAGUAUAGUUAUACCCUACACUUUCCUGCAAGGAGCUGAAGACAGUUUACACAAUCCUUCUUCCCAUUUUAUGCUCACAACAACCCUGCAUUGUAGGUUAGAAUGUGAGUUAAAGUUAUCCAGCGAGCUUCAUGGCUAAGUGGAAAGUAUAACCUGGAACUUCCCAGUCCUAAUCUAUCUCUCUAACCACUAUGACAUGUUGGCUUACCAUUUUGAGCAUUAUGAUGUCUGGUUUGUGGCCUUCAGGUGAAUGAAAUUUCUUUAUUUGGUGACUGCUCACCAAACAUUUCCAAGUAAUAUUGUCCAUAAUUACUCUAUCCAUAUAAACUGAAAUGUAUAUGCUACAAUAUUUUGAGUAAUUUGACAAAAAUGAGAACACAAACAAAU
Molecule: messenger RNA, 1048 nt
Organism: Varanus komodoensis (Komodo dragon)
Lineage: Eukaryota; Metazoa; Chordata; Lepidosauria; Squamata; Varanidae
Gene: CCL20
Product: C-C motif chemokine ligand 20
Exons: 4
Coding region: 1-306 (101 amino acids)
Biological process (GO): inflammatory response; chemokine-mediated signaling pathway; cellular response to tumor necrosis factor
Cellular component (GO): extracellular region
Molecular function (GO): CCR chemokine receptor binding; chemokine activity
Source: RefSeq, a predicted model, not a curated record